AUGCGGCUAAUAGAAACAACCACGCUCUCUAUGGAAACCUAUUAUGACCGAGAGAUACCACCUUACGCAAUCCUCUCACACACAUGGGAAGACGAGGAAGUCACUCUCCAGGAUUGGAGUAGAUGGAGGCGCAAGAGGAUGAAGGGUUUCCACAAGAUACGUAAGACAUGCCGGUUGGCCGCCCACGACGGUAUCAAGUACGCCUGGAUCGAUACAUGCUGCAUCGACAAGUCCAACAGCGCAGAGCUUUCGGAGGCCAUCAACUCGAUGUACAAGUGGUACAAAAAUGCCAAAGUAUGCUACGCCUACCUGUCAGACCUCCGCCUUCCUGCAUCAUUUCCCAAGGAUAUGGCCCUGGAGCCCUUCUUGCGCAAGUGCCGCUGGUUCUCCAGGGGCUGGACCUUGCAGGAGCUCAUCGCGCCGGCUGAUGUGCGCUUCUAUCAACACGACUGGGGGCUCGUUGGCGACAAGCGGGACUGGUAUGAAAUACUCUCGGGCGUCACAGGCAUCUCUUCCAAAGCCAUGACGUAUUAUGUUCCGGCAAGCCACUCCAUCGCGGAGCGGAUGUCGUGGGCUGCCGGUCGCGAAACCACUAGGGAGGAGGACAAGGCCUACUGUCUUCUGGGCAUCUUUGACGUCAAUAUGCCAAUGCUCUACGGCGAGGGAUCGAAGGCGUUCCGUCGUCUUCAGGAGGAGAUUAUACGAACCGGAUAUGAUGUGUCAAUCUUCGCCUGGUCUAAAACAACCCCAGGGUUUUGCGGGGCGUUCGCCGAUGCGCCCGGACAAUUUCACUCGAUACCUGCAGGCCAUAUCAGACGUCAAUGGAACGAGGUCAGCAUCACUAACGCUGGGGUGAAGUUGACCCUCGAACUGUGCCUGGUGCGGAAGGGACAGACCGAUCUGCUGCAUUACAUUCUCCCGGUCUCCUUUCACGGCGGGCAACCCACGCAGAAGGGUGUGGUUGCGGGCCAGCGCAUGCCUGCGCUCGGCGUUGGGCUAAGAAAGAUAAGUCCAGGCAUAUUCGCGAGGAAUAUUGGCAAGCUCGUGAAGAUACCGGACGAUACAGAAGCUAGCAUGGUGCACUGGAUACGCUGCCCAGACGCGUACAUCUUCAAAGACCCGCUGGACAUCAUGUCCAUCAACUUAAGCACUCUCUCAGACCAGCCAUACUUUGCGUUUCCCCAGGGCUGCAAGAUUGUCAAGACGUGGCCGCCAGAUAGCUGGGACCACGAAAACCGCAUGUUCCUGGUGGCUGUUGAGAAGCCAAAGUACGGGUCAAUCCUUUUGGAAGCACCAUGUCCUAUGCUGGCAGACGAUGAUCCCACUAGACAAUGCCGAAUCGGAGAAUUUAUGUUCCUGUUUAGUGGUCUACUCGGUUACGAGGACAUCGGCAUCGAGGAUUUCGGACACAAUGUGCAAUACACCAUUGUAGGGUACAGAGAACACCAGUUGAUGCUGGACAUCUUCCACUUAAGGAUAGGAGCCGGAGACAUGGACGUCAAGGAGAUGCGACGAACCCUUGGGAACUUCGGAAUCCCCAGACAACGCACCGCAGCUGUUCGUCUCGAGGGAACGGAACAAUGA
This is a messenger RNA of Colletotrichum aenigma, 1584 nucleotides long. Its product is annotated as Vegetative incompatibility protein HET-E-1. The transcript has 2 exons. The coding region runs from base 1 to 1584 and encodes 527 amino acids. NCBI's taxonomy places the organism in Eukaryota, Fungi, Ascomycota, Sordariomycetes, Glomerellales, Glomerellaceae. The record is from RefSeq and is a predicted model, not a curated record.